Messenger RNA from Acytostelium subglobosum LB1, 1989 nucleotides. RefSeq lists its product as hypothetical. The annotation marks the transcript as partial. The record is from RefSeq and is a predicted model, not a curated record. Gene Ontology annotation, molecular function: ATP binding; RNA helicase activity; nucleic acid binding. NCBI's taxonomy places the organism in Eukaryota, Evosea, Eumycetozoa, Acytosteliales, Acytosteliaceae. The transcript has 2 exons.
GAAGGCAGCAACAGUAAAGACAUCAACCUCUUAGACAAUGAUGAUGACGAUGGAGUCAAUGAUAUCUCUAAAAGAUUGAGAACACAAGAUGUUAUAAGUGACUCUAAUAUAGACUUUAGUGAGAUGAUGUUGUCAAAGGAGGUGUUGGAGGGGCUGGCUGAAUGUGGCUUUCUCAAGCCUUCACCAAUACAAGUUCAUGCCAUACCCCUUGGACUGUCAGGUAGCGAUCUGAUCGCCCAGGCCAAGUCUGGCACGGGCAAGACAGCGGUGUUUGGUAUCAUCGCACUGGAACUUAUAUUGAAGCAUCGUAACCUACAGCCAACAAGCUUGAGCCGCGAGCAACUGCUAGAUCUUGACGACGAGACGUAUGCAGAGGCGGUCUCGGGCGUGCCUCGUCGACCAAUGGUGCUCAUCUUGGCACCAACGCGAGAGAUCGCCGUGCAGAGUCGAGACGUGAUCAAUCAGAUUGGUCGCACAUGCAAGUACAUCAAAGCAGAAGCAUUCAUUGGUGGACUCAGAGAAGCGGACGACCGUGCACGUCUAUCUGGCGUACAGAUCAUUGUUGGCACGCCUGGCCGUGUGCGCUCGCUGAUCGAAUCACUGGCACUGCGCACAGAUGACAUUAAGCUGCUGGUAUUGGAUGAAGCCGACAAGCUGUUAGACGCAGCGUUUGCCAAAGACUUCAACUGGCUGCACAACUCAUUGUCACGCAUGAAGAGUCUGCUGCUGAUACUCGACCAGGUGGCCUUCUACCAAGCCAUCGUCUUUUGUAACAGCAAGACGCGUGCAGAGGAGCUGUGUCGCUCGCUCACUCGACAGGGCUGGCCGACAAAAUACAUUGCUGGUGCGAUGGAUCAGCGCGAUCGUCUGGCAAUCAUGAGCGAUCUCAAGGAGUUCCGGCUCAGGGUGCUGGUCUCGACCGACCUGAUCUCCCGCGGCAUUGAUAUUGAGCGCGUGAACCUCGUGGUCAACAUGGACGUGCCCAAUGACUUUGAGACGUACUUCCAUCGCAUUGGAAGAACAGGUCGAUUUGGCUCGUAUGGCGUGGCGAUCACAUUCCUAUCUCAAGAGGAGAAGAUGUUCUUUGUUGAUCUACAAUCAUUGUAUCCAGUUAAACUACAAGAGAGAAAGGAUAAUGAUAUAAUACCAGAGGAGUAUUAUACUUAUCAAUUGACAGAGGAGAGUGAGACCAAGUCAUUGGAGGCAUUGAAGGAGAAACAAAACAAGCUAGCACAACACUAUCAAAACAAAGAGAAACAACAAAGACUGGAUCAGGAGCGUAGAAAACUGGAGGAUAACAAAGAUCCUGAGGAAUAUGAGGAUGAGGAAGAGGAAGAGAAUGAGGAGUAUGAGGAAGAUGAAGAAGAAGAGGAGUACUGGGACGAUGAUUAUCAAGAAGAGGAAGAGAUUGUGGAGAACGAAGAUGACGACCAGCAAGGUGAGGAAGAAGAGGAUGAGGAGGAAGAUGACGAGGAGGAGGAAGUGGAACCUCAUGGACAAACUACUACUACGCAGACACCAACAACAUGGCAACAAUGGCAAUAUCAAUCAUACUACCCAAACUAUAAUCAACAUGGACCAUCACCAACAUCAACAUCAACAUCAACAAACAAAACUACGACGACAAAUACUACUGCUACAAACAAACAACCGCCAACCAAUUGGAAUAAUCAACAACAACAACAAUAUCAAUAUCCUUAUCAAUAUGGAUACAAUGAUGCCGCCUCAUAUUACAACAACUAUAAUUCGCCAGACUAUCAUAAUCAAUAUUAUCAAUAUUUUUAUGGACAAUAUCAACAACCACAACAACAACAGCCACAACGACAACAACAACAAAGGAAUCAAUGGCCAUCAUCAUCAAGUCAAACUACAAGACACGAGUGCAAUUGUCCAUACUGUCCGACUAAACUCUACUCUGCACUUAGCAGUACUGCUCCAACUCCAUCAACAACAUUGGGCGGCAAUUCAAAAGGUAUGUUAUAUCGAUGA